CAAUUACCUGAUCCGAUCUCACCUUGUUCAUAUCAUCGGCAAACUAUGGUGCCUUUAUCUUGACCUGCUUUCCUUCGCCCCUGUCGGCCGUUCGACUUUGCUUCCUUUUUCCUGUGCCCCAGCAGCAAUGGCCCAACACCCCGCCCUGCUGCAGCCCUUGACCCGCUGUAUCAACGAGAGAGACUUGCAGAGCCUAGCCGUGGCCUUUGCCGAAACCUUCCACGGCCUCGCCCGAUCGUCGCCUGAGCACUUUCUAGCCACCCCCGUGACCGCCGUGCCCACCGGCGAGGAGAGAGGCAACUUUUUGGCCAUCGAUGUCGGCGGGACCAACCUGCGCGUUGCUUUCGUGGAGCUGCUGGGGAACCACGACUCGAGCUUGCCCCGCAAUGACCGUCCAGAGGAUCUGCCCAAGAUUCGACGGUCGUACGAGAAGGCAUGGCCCAUCGAAGACCACCUGAAGAUGGACCAGGCUGAGGAUCUGUUUGCCUGGAUUGGAGACUGUAUAGCGGGCGUCAUAACAGACGCUCUGCCUGCCCGCGAUCUCGGAGACGAGAUACCGUUGGGCAUCACUUUCAGCUUUCCCAUGACGCAAACUUCCAUCUCCGAGGCUACACUAAUGCCAAUGGGCAAAGGAUUCGGCAUUACCUCCGACCUCAACCUAAGGAAGAUGCUGCUGGCCGGGUAUGCGCGUCACUGCAGCCCAAUCACGUCGAACGGCGUUCUACACCCCGGAGAAGCAAAAGGUUUGCCCAAUGGGCAUUCGGGGCCGUUGCCUAAGCUGCGGAUAGCCGCUAUCACGAACGACACAGUUGCCACGUACGCCUCUUUAGCUUAUUCCGCCAAAGCGUCAAAAAAGAGCAGGGUUGCAAUGGGUCUGGUAGUCGGCACUGGCACUAACGCAACCAUACCGAUGACUGCGAGCGCUCUCAGUGCUUCAAAACGCGAGUUCCUCAGCAGUCUUGGAGGUGCAGAUUUGCAGGGCAUGAAUGUUGUUGUAAACACCGAGUGGUCUGUCCGUGGCACCGAUGCUCCCUUAAAACAGCUCGGUAUCCCAACCGUUUGGGACGCUGAAUUGGAUCGUGCCUGUGAAGCGCCAGGCUUCCAGCCAGUUGAGUAUAUGACGGCAGGCCGCUACAUCGGCGAGCUUGUGCGCCUUGUGUUCGUCCAUCACCUGUCAUCCCAGGGCGUAGUCGGAAAUUUACCUCCAGCUCUCCUCCAGAAGAACUCGAUAACCACGAAAUUCCUCGCAACGUCGGUGAGCUUGUCAGAUGAUGUACUUUUGAAGGAGCUGAUUGCGCUGUUCCCGUCACCUUCCACCGGAAAGGAGUUUUCCUGGACCAUGGACAAGGCGAGCACGCUUCGAGCGAUAGCUGAGGCUGUACAAACUAGGUCGGCGGCGCUCAUUGCAGCAAUGAUUGUAGGGUUACUUGCAUGUGCGGGAGAAGUCCAACUUGACGGGUAUGGGGGAGCAUCGCCAAAGGGUAGGAGUGAACCGGCAGUUGCGGAGGAUCUCAUCGUGGCAUAUACCGGCGGAGUGAUCUUGCAGUAUCCUGGCUAUCUCCAGACCUGUGAGAAUUGGAUAAAUACCCUGAUCAAGAACGGGUCGUCGAGAGCGACGAAGCGGGUUGUUUUAGGAGAGGCAAAGGAUGGUGGCGUCAUUGGAGCUGCGGUGCUGGCAGGUAUGUUCUCCAGCCUACGUUGAAUUAUUGGAAUUUUAGAUCCUUCAAAGAAUAUAAGAGAAGAGAUAUUUCGGUAC
This is a messenger RNA of Aplosporella prunicola CBS 121167, 1756 nucleotides long. RefSeq lists its product as uncharacterized. Lineage: Eukaryota; Fungi; Ascomycota; Dothideomycetes; Botryosphaeriales; Aplosporellaceae. Gene Ontology annotation, cellular component: mitochondrion; cytosol. Bases 128 to 1702 code for a protein of 524 amino acids. Gene Ontology annotation, biological process: glycolytic process; intracellular glucose homeostasis; glucose 6-phosphate metabolic process. Gene Ontology annotation, molecular function: mannokinase activity; D-glucose binding; glucokinase activity. The transcript has 2 exons. The record is from RefSeq and is a predicted model, not a curated record.